Molecule: messenger RNA, 580 nt
Organism: Paraglomus brasilianum
Lineage: Eukaryota; Fungi; Glomeromycota; Glomeromycetes; Paraglomerales; Paraglomeraceae
Source: the annotation of a GenBank genome assembly
AUGGAUUCGGCCGAUUCUUCUGCGUUUGGACCAUCUGAACUAGGAAAUAAACAAUACUGGGAGAAAGUUUACGAACGGGACAAUAUAAAUUUCAAAGAAAACGGAGACAUUGGUGAAAUAUGGUUUGGUGAAUCCAGCGCAAAGAAAAUUGUAAAUUGGAUCUGCUCCAGGGUAAAAGAUUAUUCGGUUCCAAUACUUGACCUAGGUUGUGGGAAUGGUCACAUUCUCCUCUCUCUUGCGUCCAAUGGGUAUACCAAUCUUACUGGAACCGACUAUGCUCCAAACGCUAUCGAGCUAGCACGAGAAAUAUGUACCAAACAAAAUUUUGAUAUCGAUUACCACAUCUUUGAUUUAUUGUCUGACGAAGAUGAGAAUAUUUUUAAUGGGCAACUGUUUGACAUUGUAAUUGAUAAGGGAACGUAUGAUGCUAUAAGUCUCAAUGCUGGAGUAAUUGAAAUGAGGAAAAGCGGGGUGGAUCCUUACGUAAGAAAGGUCAGGAAGUUCUGCAAAGAUGGUGCUUAUUUCAUCAUCACGUCUUGUAAUUGGACUAAAGAUGAACUGAUAGACAAAUUCAAAGAGG